AUGGCCAGCCUGAAACGUAAAGUCCGGUGGACCUCAGAUAUGAAGCACCAGCUUGUGGAGCUGUGGGAAGCCCAAGAAUGUCUAUUCAAAGUCUCCACCAAGUCGUACCACAACCAAAACGACAUGUUGCGUGUUCUGUUUUCCGAGUACGAUGUCAGCGGUGGACACAGGAUGGCUCUGCUUGUGUUUGGGGGAGUGCGAGGUAGGCGGUAUCUGACUGGAGAAGCGGGGAGUUCCCUUCACACCGUCAGCGGCGAUGCGUUCACGGCCCAAAAGUCGGUGGACAACAGUUGUUCCGUGCUCCUAUCUGGAUGCAUCAUGUUGGCUUUUCCUUUGAAAUUCCCUUUAUUUUAUUUUUUCAUCUUCUCAUGUUUUGGAUAUAAUUCUGUGUUUUGUGAUGAUAAUUCAAAUAUACCAGCAAUUGCCAGAUACUUCAGCACAAAAGGGAGGUACGAGGAUGUUAAUUCGUAUCUCAUGGAGGACAUACUUGCCGCAAACAGGUCUAUUCUACAGCUCCCAAGUGCACAAUGCCAUGAAAUUCACCUGACUGCCAUAAUAAGACACGGCACCAGAUACCCGACGGUGAAAAACAUUAAAGAGAUGCAUCAGCUCUAUGAACUUGUGCAGAGGAAUGCGUCCGGUGAAGAGAGCUGGCUGCGUGAGAUCCAGACCCAGUGGAGGAUGUGGUACACGGAUGACAUGGAUGGAAGACUGGUUCAGAAAGGGGUGGAUGACCUCAGGCAUUUGGCCGUCAGGCUGUCAAAGCUGUUCCCCUCACUGAUCUCAGAGCAGAACCUCAGAGGUGGACUCAUCAAAUUCAUCACCAGCUCAAAACACAGGUGUGUCAACAGCACCCUGGCCUUUAAGUCUGGACUGACAGAGCUGUGGAACAUUCAAGAUCAGGAGUUUGAUCAUGCAGUGAAUGACUCCCUGAUGAGGUUUUUUGACCGGUGCGCCAAGUUUCUACAGGACGUCGACAGCAACCCAUUAGCUGUGGUUGAGGUCGACAAGUUCAAGAGUGGACCUGAGAUGAGCGGGGUCCUGGACAAGAUCGCAGACCGUCUCAGAGUCCCACACAGUGACAUCACAUAUGAUCUGGCACAAGCAGCAUUUUACUUGUGUGCUUAUGAGUUUGCCAUCAAGACUGUGAACUCCCCCUGGUGUCAGCUCUUUGACGAACACGAUGCAGAGGCUAUGGAGUAUGUGCAUGAUCUGAAGGAAUACUGGAAAAGAGGCCACGGUUAUGAUAUCAACAGCAAGUCAAGCUGCAUCCUCUUUCAUGAUGUGUUCAGUCGACUGGACAGGUCAGCCACUGAGAACAAAUCUAACCAGCAGGUGAGUGAAACAGUGACAGUCCAGGUUGGCCAUGCAGACACCCUCCUGCCACUGCUGACCCUCCUGGGCUUCUUCAAAGACACUGAUGCCCUGACGUCUACAAACUACGCCACACAGACCCAACGCUCCUUCCGCACCAGCCGCAUGUUACCCUAUGCAGCGAACUUACUCCUGGUGUUGUAUGACUGUGGGGCAGGUGACCUAAGACUGCAGCCACUGCUCAAUGAACACUCAGUCACUUUCCCUGGUUUGACUGGCCAACAGGACUCUAUGCCACUGUACCGAGAUGUGAAAGAGCGUUACAAAGACCUGCUACAAGGCUGUGACUUUGAGACUGAGUGUAAGCUGUUUGGGCCUUCUGCUGAAGGUUAAGUCAGCAGUACGGUGUGUUUACAAGGCUAAACAAACAGCAGUGACUUGGUUCAGUUUUAUUAGAAAAACAAAAAUCAGCAUCAUGCAUCGCCUCUGCUGCUACAUUGGAAUAUUGCCUGAAU
This is a messenger RNA of Sphaeramia orbicularis (orbiculate cardinalfish), 1829 nucleotides long. RefSeq names its product multiple inositol polyphosphate phosphatase 1-like. The record is from RefSeq and is a predicted model, not a curated record. Gene Ontology annotation, molecular function: inositol phosphate phosphatase activity; acid phosphatase activity. NCBI's taxonomy places the organism in Eukaryota, Metazoa, Chordata, Actinopteri, Kurtiformes, Apogonidae. Bases 1 to 1707 code for a protein of 568 amino acids. The transcript is spliced from 8 exons.